GAGCAAUAGAAUUUUAUAAAUAUUUUUGAAUUAUUAAAAGAUUUUUUGUGUAUUAAUCAAGUUCAGUUUUAAUGAAGUUUUGUGAUGAACGGAAUGUUACCUUCUUUUACACCACCGGUGGUUAAACGACUGUUAGGCUGGAAAAAAGGCACAGACGCCGAUGACAAAUGGUGUGAGAAAGCAGUAAAAAGUUUGGUGAAAAAAUUAAAAAAGUCAGGUGCAUUGGAGGAGUUAGAACGCGCUAUUUCAUCUCAAAAUCCCAAUACUAAGUGUGUAACUAUACCCAGGGUCCGUCCCAAUGCAGAGAUAGGGAACCUGCAGCAACAGCGUAAGGGAUUACCUCAUGUUAUUUAUUGUCGUUUAUGGAGGUGGCCUGAACUUCAGUCACACCAUGAGCUAAGGUCUUUAGAUCAUUGUGAAUAUGGGUAUGCUUUAAAAAAGGAGGAGGUUUGUGUUAAUCCAUACCAUUACACAAGAAUUGAGACCCCAGCACUACCUGCAAUUUUAGUACCUCGUCAUACAUUAGGUGAUGAAAAUAAUUUAUUUCCCCAUUCUCUUGAGGACCUGAGCACUUCGGUUCCAGAGAAUACUUCUUUUCCUCACCACAAUACUAAUACAUUAGUAGGAUUGCACCUGCAGCACCCCACCACUUACAUGGAUACUGUAGGCAUAUGUCCUACUCCAACAAAUAUGGAAUCACCUCACAGUGUAGUUCCUCCAACAGAAACACCCCCUCCAGGAUAUAUGUCAGAAGACGGAGAUCCUAUUGAUCCAAAUGACAACAUGAGUAUGUCAAGAAUCACCCCUAGUCCUCCAGUUGAUGCUCAACCAGUGCUUUACUGUGAACCAGCUUUCUGGUGCAGUAUCAGUUACUACGAACUGAAUACAAGGGUAGGAGAGACCUUUCAUGCAAGUCAACCUUCAAUAACUGUAGAUGGUUUCACAGAUCCCAGCAAUUCUGAAAGAUUUUGUUUGGGCUUGCUGUCAAACGUAAAUCGUAAUACAGUAGUAGAACAAACUAGACGGCAUAUAGGAAAGGGAGUAAGACUGUAUUAUAUAGGUGGAGAAGUGUUUGCUGAAUGUUUGAGUGAUUCCAGUAUUUUUGUACAAUCUCCAAAUUGUAAUCAAAGAUAUGGUUGGCAUCCUGCUACAGUUUGUAAAAUACCACCAGGAUGCAAUUUAAAAAUUUUCAAUAAUCAGGAAUUUGCGGCGUUGUUAUCACAAUCAGUUAGUCAGGGAUUUGAGGCAGUUUAUCAGUUGACAAGAAUGUGUACGAUAAGAAUGUCAUUUGUCAAAGGAUGGGGAGCAGAAUAUAGGAGACAAACUGUAACGUCAACACCUUGUUGGAUAGAGCUACACUUAAACGGACCGUUACAGUGGUUAGAUCGAGUACUGACUCAAAUGGGAUCACCCAGGUUACCAUGUAGUUCGAUGUCGUAAUUGUUUAAGUUUUGCUCUGUCGGUUGUUUGACAGAAACUGUGAAUCGAUUUUAAAGUUGUGAGAGUUGAGUGUUUUUUCCUAUUGUAAGUAAUAAUAUUAAGAGCUACUGUUUUAAAAAUAGAAGACUAUCUCUGUGUUUUGGUAGUUUUAAAUUAUUGCUACGGUAUUAUUUUUGUGUUUCGAUAUCUUUGAUAAAAGUGUCAUUGGCAUAUGUUAAAUAAUUUGAUUAUUUAUAUCCAUAGCAAAGGUACAUUUACAAAAUGGAAAAAAUGUUUUAUUAUAUUUUACUGAUAAAAUUGCAAUAAUUUUCAUAACUAAUAUAAAUAAGAUUAUAAUAAAGAUUUGUUACAUUUAUCAAAUAACACACACUGCCAGUUAUCAUUGUGAAUCCGUUAAUCUUUUCACUGUGGAAAUACGCAAAUAAGGUUUAUAUAAAUGUGGAAAAAGUAUAUAUCUCUUGCCAUCCGCAAUGCUCUGCAUCAGAUCCAUCAAGUAUAAGAAUUUUAAAAUAUUGGCUAGAAUAUAGGGAGCGUAAAGGUAUUGAUUUGUAGAGAACAAUAAAAUAUGUUUAGUUACGAUAUUGAAACAGAGGCGGGUGCUAGUCUGACUGAAUAUCUAAUAAAAAAAAACACUUAGCAGUAUCUACAAUCUCGCAGAUUCGCUAGCUAAUGAAUGGAUGCAGUUGAUAUGAACUCCGGUAACUCGAGACGAAAAAUCGUCAUUUCACGCACCUCACAAUAAAAAUGUUUGCUCUCUGUUCCUUCUUCCUGUCGGUAGCUUUUUUCAAGCAUCGUGAUUUCGUGAAAUCUCUUUACUGCUUGUUCCAUUUGUCUUGCUUGUGAGUUUCUUAAUUAGUUUCUGUAUGUCUGGUUGGCUGCUACAGGCUAUGGUGGAAUUUCAAAUGCCGCUUCAUCUUGUUCAACUAACGGAACUUACACUCACAGCCGUAGAGAGUGUAGUCAGAAUCCAAAACGACUUUUCAAGACCCUUCCAUUGUAAAAAUGGACUAAGAUAGGGAAAUGGACUGUUGUGUCUCUUAUUUAACCUUGC
Messenger RNA from Diabrotica balteata, 2491 nucleotides. NCBI's taxonomy places the organism in Eukaryota, Metazoa, Arthropoda, Insecta, Coleoptera, Chrysomelidae. The record is from the annotation of a GenBank genome assembly.